AAUGCAGAGGAUAUGAUAGAGAGUGCCACGUUUCCUACUAACCAAACAACGAUAAAGGCGCAUCGUUUCUCCCGUCUUUCCUCCACUCCACUUUACUCACUGCGCUCUCUCUCUCGCUCUCUCUGCUUCACCUUCGGUUUUCACUCUUUUCAAGUGAGUCACACGCUCAACUUCUUCAAUUCCUCGUGAUUUCUUUCACUGCUUGUUAAUUUAGUUGAUCUCCACACGCUCUCUUGUUUUAAUCUCUCAUCUCAUCAAAAGCAAAUCUGUGAUCUAGAUCUGGAAUCCUGUAUUCUUUCUCAAUUUUAUACUUUCUGCACUAGAUCAGUCAUUUUCGGUUUUUUUGGAUGUGGAAAUGGUGUAAUCGAUCUUUCAAUUCUUGAUUUUGUUAUUAUUUUCGAUGAUCCAUGCGCAAGUUUGGUGAGCUACACAUUUGCGUAUUGCUGGCUUGCUCUGGUGGAUCUACAUGCCUUUUUCUCUACGAUUAUCAACAAACCGUCUGAUCUCUGCUGCUUAGGUAUGUCGUCAUCUGAUAAGCCAGAAGAAGUAGUUGAAAGGGAUGCUAAGGAGAAAGAUGACAAGAACGAAGAAAAGGGUGGAUUUAUUGAAAAGGUAAAGGACUUUAUUCAUGACAUUGGUGAGAAGAUUGAAGAAGCCAUUGGAUUUGGGAAACCCACUGCAGAUGUUACAGGGAUUCACAUUCCUAAAAUUAAUCUUGAAAGAGCGGAUAUUGUUAUUGAUGUGCUUGUUACCAACCCAAAUCCCAUUCCAAUCCCUCUGGUUGACAUAGAUUACUUGAUUGAGAGUGAUGGAAGAAAACUGGUUUCUGGUUUGAUCCCGGAUGCCGGAACAAUCAAUGCACAUGGUUCAGAGACUGUCAAGAUUCCAGUUAGUCUCAUUUAUGAUGACAUUAAGAACACAUACAGUGAUAUCAAGCCUGGGAGCAUUAUUCCUUACAAGAUCAAGGUCAACCUUAUUGUAGAUGUGCCUGUCUUUGGAAGGUUAACUCUACCGCUUGAGAAAACAGGAGAGAUACCCAUACCUUACAAGCCUGAUAUUGAUCUUGAGAAAGUACAGUUUCAGAGUUUCUCUUUUGAGGAAACUGUUGCAGUUCUUCAUUUGAAAUUGGACAAUAAGAAUGACUUUGACUUGGGCCUCAAUGGGCUGGACUAUGAGGUUUGGCUAGCUGAUGUAAGCAUUGGAGGUGCAGAACUCUCCAAAUCUGCUAAAAUUGAAAAAAAUGGAAUCAGUUGCAUUGAACUUCCCAUCACCUUCAGGCCGAGGGAAUUUGGCUCAGCACUUUGGGAUAUGAUUAGAGGAAAAGGUACUGGGUACACCAUGAAAGGAAAUAUUGAUGUGGAUACACCAUUUGGAGCAAUGAAGUUACCCAUCAGCAAGGAGGGUGGGUCCACACGCCUCAAGAAGGACAAAGGUGUUGGUGAAGAUGACGAUGACGAUGAGGUAUACAAUUAGUACUUCUAUUUCUUUCUUACUAAACUGCAAGUUUCUCAUAUCAUGGUCUCAUGCUCGUGUCUUUAUUUUUUAGUUGUUUAAUAGUUACUUAAGAGCAAGAUAUAGAAUCCCAUUUAUCUUGCUUUAUUUCUACUUUGUAAAAGUAUCAAGGUAGGUUGUGAUAUAGAUAUGACCUUGAUCUGCAUGCAUUAAGCAAGACGCUUCCUCUAUAGCAGAAAAACAACAUUGCUUCUUGUGUAUAUAAAUAUCCUUUUUCUGUA
Molecule: messenger RNA, 1733 nt
Organism: Vitis vinifera (wine grape)
Lineage: Eukaryota; Viridiplantae; Streptophyta; Magnoliopsida; Vitales; Vitaceae
Exons: 2
Coding region: 520-1473 (317 amino acids)
Biological process (GO): response to desiccation
Cellular component (GO): cytosol
Source: RefSeq, a predicted model, not a curated record